CCCCCCCCCCUCUAGAAUUUACUGCAUACUGAUGACCAUUACCACCAUCAUCCCUACAAACUGAGGACAUUUUUCUGGUCCUCUUCUUGUUGCAUGAAUGAUGAAAUCUUCAACUAUGAUUUUUCGUAAACAUUUUUUUUCAUUCAUCUUUAGGUGUGAAUGAAACAAAUGUCAACACAUCUUUUUGUAACAUUUAGUAAUUUGCAAAUAAUUUAUUACAUGUCCACUUCAGUGGACAGCGUGCAUUCUGAACAUAAAAUAUGUUGGCUUGACUUUCUGAAGUCCAAAUGGAGGGGCUCAAAUGCAAUAAAGUCUUCAACAGCUGUGCAGCAAAAUAAAUAAAUACAUUUGAGUACCUGUCCACUGUAGUGACCAUUAUGCAUCAAAGGGUUAAAAGCUUACCAGAUGAGGGCUCAUCAUGAGGAAGGAGUGUUUUUUUUCUUCUGCGACAGAAUGGGACUUAAAUUGGUCUUUAUAUUUUGCUAUACCAACACAUGAAGUGUCUUUUAUAUUGAGGAUUUGUCUUCUAACUUUAUUGGUAAGUGAAUAUCUUUAUUAUCCUGGAAAGAAAACCUCUUUUUUCUUGUCGCAGUUAGAUUUUUCUGGAUCACAAAACCUGAACACCAUCUUUGACAGGUCAGUAAUUUUCUAAAUAUUUCUAAUAAUUAUUGGCUAUAUUUUGUAACUUACACUGAUUUUUUUAAAUGAAAAUGAUGUCCAGUGGGCAUCCGCAUUUGGGAUGUCCCAUUCCGAUAUUGACAUAGGAAAUGAGUCCGAUAUCGGCCCAAAAACACAAUCGGAUUAUAUCGGACUGCAUCAAAAACCUCCGAUAUAAGCAGUCCGUUCCACUUUAAAUUUCAUUCUAGCAAUUCUAUCCAGCAGUGCUCAGAAUCCAGCAUGCAAAGCCCACGUGAUCAGACCAGUGCAUGCUAGCAAAGUAGCAAGGAACAAGAGCAAUGUUGGCUGUGUGGCAGUAAUUUAUGUUGAAGUCAGAAAAAGACAGUGUGGCUGAGUGCAACAUUUGCCGUGCAUAUGUUUUCCUGUAAGAACCGGGAAAGUUUAAUAAGUCCAACCUCAUUGCACAUUUGAAGGAGCAUUACAAAACACUGCAUGAGGAUUUUCAGUGUGUGAAAUUGGAACGUAGGACCCUCGAUUUUUAGCAGUUGGUCAAUGGACAGUAUUGUGUUUGUGUUCUUAUGUCCUUGACCUCAGCUGUUCCUACCAUUUGCUGACAGUAAAACAUAAAUGAAGGAACCUUAAAUUAGUAUUUUGCACUUUUUGUUUAUUUACUUUAAAUAUGUCUUUUAAUUUACUAUUUAUUAUUUUAUUUAUUAGUUAUACAUUAUGUUUAAGGUUUACAUUUAUGCAACCAAUGGUUAAUAAAAAAAAUGGUCGGUUUUUUAUAGUUAUAUGAAAUUUUUGGGCCAAUACCGAUAUCCGAUACUAACGUCACUGUUAUGGCCGAUAACCAAUUUUUACCGAUACCGAUAUUCUGACAUUAUUGCUUCUAAAAUCAGCAAUUUUGUAUAAAAUGAACAUUUUUAAAGCUGAAUUCACAUUAUUAUGUACACACACAUUCUUCUGAGAUGAUUACAAUCAUUGUUCACAUGAGUAAACAAUUGCACAUCACCCCCUCACCCUCUGAAACAGGCUGACAAAUGGAGACAAGAUGGUUAAAUAUCGGUUGUUAAUAUCGACCCGGUUUUAUUUAACGAACCGAUACCGAUAUGUUAAAAAUGACUAACAUCAGCCGAUACCGAUAUUGAUGCCGAUAUAUUGUUCAUCCCUAGUUUUUUAUACUUACUGUUACUGGCUUUUGUUUUCUGAGUAAUAUUACUUGAUCAAGCCUUUCAUACAGUCUACAUGAAGAAAUAGAUAAAAGCAUGUGUGAUUUGUGCUGAUAUUGCAUCGGAUUGAUAUCGGUAUCGGUCAGUACUGAAGGCUGCAAUAUUGGUAUUGUAUUGGAAGUGAAAAAGUUGUAUUGGGACAUCCCUAAUCUACAUGUUGGUAGUUUACGGGUUAUCAGUAUAUUUGUCUACGGCUGAGGGAGCAGCAUGUGUUGGAAUUGUGAGACAAAUAGAAGUUAGUAUUGCUAUAAUGUAAAAAUGGCUGACUGCUCACUGUGCACACAAUCUUCUGUUUAUUUUAGCUAAAUGGAUUACCUUUCUGCCAGUUCACGGACGAGGAGAAGGAGGAUCAAAGCCAGAGUUCAGCAGCAUUUAAGGAGCCUCGCUUUAGAAGCUGUGGACCAUACUUCACCAUGCACUGAAGACCUGGAGAACAAACAUCUAGUUGUGAAUGAAGAUGUGGAGAAGGAUGAGUUGAUGAUCAAGGCAGAGCAAGAUGUGGAGCACUAUCCAAGUGUUGGUGUGGAAGAAACAGCUUCACAUCUGGACUUUGACAUUGAUUCUAGCGUGGCCAGUGAUGCUGGUGAAGAACCAAACUGUGACUUUUUUUUAUUUGGAGACCAAAUCUGAUGCUAAGAAGAAAGUUGCUGAAUGGGCAGCAAACCAAAACGUGUCUCACUCUGUGUUGUCGGAGCUCUUACCAAUACUUGUGGAACUUGGUCUAAAUGUACCAAAAGAUCCCAGAACUCUGCUCAGUAUGUUAAAGGACUGUGAGGUCACACCGAUGGGUCGAGAGAGUUGUCACCGUUUUGGUCGUGAAAGUGGGCUGUUGUCCACCAGACCCGCUGCCCGGAGUGCCGCCAGCCCUACUUGUGAAUCCAUGUUUUCAAAAGUUCUUUCAAUUUUGGAGGAAGUAAAGGAGACUCAGCGCGUUCACAGCAGGAUGCUGAAUGCCUUGUUGCAACCGAAAGAUGGUUCUGCUGUGGAGGUUUCUGAAGGAGUUGAUUUACCUCUCAACACCCAAGAGGAAGUCGAGGAUCUUAACGCAAGACUGGAGGACCGCAAGUUCAUGACUUCAGUUGUUGCCAUGGUGGCAGAUACAGGGGGAACAAGUGUGGAUGACGCCACAAGGAGGAUGAUGAAACACCUCCUAUCGCCUGAGCUGGCGUUGGAGUACAACAUGUUUGGCCGACAUGGGAAAAAAAAAGUUCAGAGACUUGCGUCUUUUUAACGUUGUGUACGAGUCCCUGAAGAAGAAUGCCUUAACUUCAAACGUCAACCUGCAAGAAGCAGAGAAGGCUUUGUCCAAGUGGUUCAGUGGAGCAAGGGACAGAGGAGGACUGAGAGCAGCAAGGGGACACAAUAGAAUUACGUCUCUGUAAAAUAGGAGACACUGCUCGUCUGAAAAAAGUUUGGGAUUUUUCAUGUCUUCUUCCCAUGUUAAUGUUCCAAGUUUGUUUCAUUUUUACAGUUUUUUUAAAUAGUUUACUCAAUUUGGAAUAAAGUUGAAUUGAAUCAGAUUAUUGUUGAACAAAAAAAAUGGAAAAGGUGUUUUGUGUGCCCUUGUGAGGUUUUUGAUAGUUUUAUGAUGUCUGCCAUGGAUCCCAUAUUGGCCUAAUUUUAAUUCCUGAUGGGUUGAUGUUGGGUAAGUAAGGGUUAUAUGAGUCUCAGCUGAAAUGCAUCCACCAAAAACGUCUGGGUUUGGUCUUAACGUUCUUGAUUGUAGCACAAUAAGCAAUAGAUCCCACUAAUUCAUGUUGUUCCCACUUGAAAGAUGGGAGCUAGAUGGGUUUUUCUGUACUUUGCUCAAUUGGGCCCAGUUAGUUCCCGGAUUUUUCCCAAAUCGCAUAUGGGGCCAUUAUGUAACCCAUAGACCUACAUGGGGACCAUUUUCCAGCCCAUUUCUAACCCAAACGGUUCCUACAGGCAAAUGCUAGCAGCCGUAAAUGUGGUAAAAAAUUUGAAAACUUCUGUGCUUUACAAAUAUAAAAUUCUAGAAUUUCUAACAUUCUAUAUUAAAAACUGAUAAAGUAUUUGGUCUGAGCAAGGAUUAUUUCCAAAAAUAACUCAAAUGAGCAUAACAAAGAGGUCGCAAGCCAAAUGUCUGAUAGCCUUU
Molecule: messenger RNA, 3963 nt
Organism: Nothobranchius furzeri (turquoise killifish)
Lineage: Eukaryota; Metazoa; Chordata; Actinopteri; Cyprinodontiformes; Nothobranchiidae
Source: RefSeq, a predicted model, not a curated record